UAACCCAAGUUCUCAGAGAAUCGGCAAAAACCUUUUUUGGGAUGCAGUUCCAAAGGGAAUCACAAUUUUUAAAUCCAUGAUUUCAGCCAUUUUAAUAAUCAAAAUAUAUUACUUUGUCCGCCAUCUUUAUAUUAUUUGACCGUAAUGUUUUUUUUCAUUUAAUGUUUAUUUCGCCAAAGGGUUGUAUUGAAUGUAAAUAGUCAUGAUAAAUACCUUGAUAAACUUCCAAAGUGCCUGUUUUCUGCUGUACGUAUAAUUUCAAGUUCAUUAAUAAUAGUAGUCAUUCAGGAAGUGACGUUCAUGGAGACGUCGAAUAACGCAUGCGCACACUGGCCGCUACGUUUUUUCCGGGUACCCUUCGGAGAAAAACAAGUGAUAAAUGGUUUAAAAAAAAUUAUGUGAAAGACACAGAGAUGAAGUGAUAGUGAGAGACAGUUUUAUUUAUGUGAGGAUAAACUUUCGAAGCUUCUCAAGCUAGCUUAGCUUGCUAGCUGCUAACAAAGAGACCCGGAAUCUAUCAACACAUCGCUAAGCUGCUGUUGAAGAAACAUUUGUAGUGGGAGAAAGAACCAUAGCAGAGUACGAGGAGAACUUUCUCGAAUAAAAGAGGAGAAGGAGCGACAACGUCAACUACUGGACGUUGUUUUCAAGAAGCCUCAAAUUGGGUUACACGGAGCAGAUGUCAGUGAAGAACAACUCGAGUAUGGAGCAGAAGGAGCCACAGCCACCCCACAUUAAAGAGGACGAGGAGGAGCCGCAGUACCUCUCCAUUAAAGAUGAAGAAGAGGAGCCACAGCCCCCCCAUAUUAAAAAGGAAGAGGAGGAUCACAGCAUCAGUCAGGAGGGAGACUAUUUUGAAGGACUGGAGGAGUUCCCAGUGAUUUGUGUCACUGUGAAGAGUGAAGAUGAUGAAGGUGAAAGUGAGGAGAAGAAAGAGGUGGAGCCUCCAAGCAGCAGCUCAACUCAACACAUGACAACAGAAGCUGAUGGAGACCACUGUGGAGGAUCACAAGCACACAACCUCUUAGCUCCACUAUCAGAUAGUGACGACACAACGUCACACUCUCCUGACACUGAUGAUGAAGACUCUGAAGCUGAUUUGACAUCUCACACUGACAACUCCUGCUGGAAAUGCUCUCAAUGUGACAAAACCUUUAGCAGCAAGGGAAAUCUGCAAAGACACAUGACACGUCACACUGGAGAGAAACAUUUUACCUGCUCAAUUUGUUGUAAAAGAGUCAUUGGGAAGUCAAAUUUGAAAUCCCACAGAAAAAUGCACACUGGAGAGAAACCUUUUCCUUGUACAGUGUGUGGUAAAAGUUUUUCUCGGAAGAUAUCUGUGAGAGCACACACAAGAAGACACACUGGCGAUAAGCCUUUUUUUUGCACGGUGUGUGGUAAAAGAUUCUUUCAGCAGUCAGAUUUGAAAGUACACACAAGAAGACACACUGGUGAUAAACCUUUUCCUUGCACGGUGUGUGGUAAAAGUUUCUAUCAAAAAGAUGAUUUAAAAAAACACUUAAGAAUACACACUGGAGAGAAACCUUUUCCUUGCCCAGUGUGUGGUAAAAGUUUCUCCCGGAGGAUAUCUUUGACAGAACACACAAAAACACACACCGGAGAGAAACCUUUUCCUUGCACAGUGUGUGGUGCAAGAUUCUCUCAGCGGGGACAUUUGAAAGAACACACAAGAAUACACACAGGAGAGAAACGUUUUUCUUGCAUGGUGUGUGGUAAAAGGUUCUCUCGGCGGUCACAUUUGGACGCACACACAAUACGACACAGUGGCGAUAAACUUUUUCCUUGCACGAUGUGUGGUAAAAGUUUCUCUAAAAAAGAUGAUUUAAACAGACACACAAGAAUACACACUGGAGAGAAACCUUUUCCCUGCUUGGUGUGCGGUAAAAGGUUCUCUCGGCAGUCACAAGUGAAAGAACACACACGUAUACACAGUGGAGAGAAACCUUUUUCCUGCGCAGUUUGUGCUAAAAGCUUCUCUAAGAAGAUAUCUUUGAUAGGGCACACAAGAACGCACACUUGAGAAAAAACGUCUUGUUCAAUGUGUGGUCAGCGAUUCACAAAUAGUACAAACUUGACUGAACACAAGACUUUUGAAAGGACGCGUCCAGGUGGAUUUCAAAGAACACAAUCAGGGAAGUACAAUUUAGCAAGACAGUCUUACUUUUGGAAAAAGCUAAAGUUGUGCAGAAGAUUGACUUCUAAUGUUGCUAACUUACAUUAUGAUGAAAUGUUUGUUUGUUUCAUCUAUCUCGUGUCUUUGUUUUAGACUAGAGCGUUACAUAUUUGGCCCUCUUGUACCUUAGAACAGGAUACAAUGUCACUCUCCUGUGUUGCACUUGUGGAAACGUGCAGCAUUGUCUGCAAAUGAAGGAUCAUUGAGGCAAGUUUUUGCUGUUCUUCCAAAUAACUGACAGGUGCUGAAUAAGAGUGUGUUUCAGGUACAUAUGGAAUGAGAUGAGCAGCGCUCUCUGCAUAUUUGGACCGUGAAUCAGGUAGAGGCUCUCCAAGACUCUGGUCUUCAACCACGCCUUGUCAUUGCUUGUUAAAUCAUGGGUAUCCGAAGUGUGGCCCAUGGCUGUUUUAUUAUUGUCCUGUGGCACAUUCUAAAAAGAUAAUUUAAUAAUAAAAAACAAUAAAAAUUGACAAAACAACAGGAAUUUUACAUGGUUGUACAGUCGUCCCCCAUUUUUAAUUGCAUCGUUAGCUGUCAUCCACAUACAUCCCGAUCAUAUACAUGCACACACAAACACCCCUCAGGGACAAAGAGCCCAGCCCUUCAGAGCUGUCCUCUUUUAUUUAUGUGUUUAUAUUUUUAAUUGCAUAAUAGACACAAUCCCAUUUUACCACAUACGCAGGUGAAGCGGGCUGGAUUGGGGUACCUCCUGCCUAUUCUGCGGCGCCUGUUCGCCGGGGUUGGGGAUGUGGCUGUGGACUUGUCCGCUGCGCGGCGCGGCGGCCUGGCUUGUGGGGUGUUUUUGUCUGGUUCGCCUGCCCUUCCCAGGGGUGGCCCGUUGGGGCCGGUUGA
Dunckerocampus dactyliophorus (ringed pipefish) is the source of this 3046-nucleotide messenger RNA. Its product is annotated as zinc finger protein OZF-like. Gene Ontology annotation, biological process: regulation of DNA-templated transcription. The coding region runs from base 680 to 2041 and encodes 453 amino acids. The record is from RefSeq and is a predicted model, not a curated record. Lineage: Eukaryota; Metazoa; Chordata; Actinopteri; Syngnathiformes; Syngnathidae. Gene Ontology annotation, molecular function: DNA-binding transcription factor activity, RNA polymerase II-specific; RNA polymerase II cis-regulatory region sequence-specific DNA binding. The transcript is spliced from 2 exons.